Molecule: messenger RNA, 2242 nt
Organism: Tuber melanosporum (Perigord truffle)
Lineage: Eukaryota; Fungi; Ascomycota; Pezizomycetes; Pezizales; Tuberaceae
Exons: 6
Coding region: 85-2040 (651 amino acids)
Biological process (GO): ribosomal large subunit biogenesis
Cellular component (GO): nucleolus
Molecular function (GO): RNA binding; GTPase activity; GTP binding
Source: RefSeq, a predicted model, not a curated record
UACAGAAGCCUGGCUUGAUCUUCUCCCAACCUUCCAACCUCCCAAUCCAAAGACCCCCGGGACUGCUGCAACCUCAUAACAAUCAUGCAGUUGACUUGGAAAACAAUCGCACCUGUUCCAACCUCUCAGGAGUUCUUGGACAUUGUAUUGUCCAGAACCCAGAGGAGGCUUCCAACACAGAUCCGCGCUGGUUUCAAAAUCAGCCGUAUUAGAGCCUUCUACCUGCGAAAGGUGAAAUUCACUGAGCAGACUUUCUCUGAGAAACUUGGAGCAAUUUUAGAAUCGUUCCCAAGAUUGGCUGAUAUCCAUCCAUUUCACAGCGCUCUCAUGAAUACCUUAUAUGACGCCGACCAUUUUAGAAUCGCCCUUGGCCAGCUUUCAACUGCGAAACAUCUUAUCGAACAAAUUGCUCGCGACUAUGUUCGGUUAAUCAAAUAUGCCCAAUCUUUGUUCCAAUGCAAACAGCUCAAGCGUGCUGCGCUAGGCCGUAUGGCUACCAUUACCAAGCGAUUGAAGGGCUCUCUAGAGUACCUUGAGCAAGUUCGUCAGCAUCUUGGCCGCUUGCCAUCCAUUGACCCAAAUACCCGAACUCUCUUAAUUUGCGGCUAUCCAAAUGUUGGGAAGUCCUCAUUUUUGAAAUCUGUUACCAGGGCGGAUGUCGAUGUUCAGCCAUAUGCCUUCACGACCAAGUCACUUUAUGUUGGUCACUUCGAUUACAAGUACUUGCGAUUUCAGGCCAUCGAUACUCCUGGUAUCCUAGAUCAUCCCCUCGAAGAAAUGAACACAAUUGAAAUGCAGUCGAUUACCGCUAUCGCGCAUCUACGCUCUGUAGUUUUAUAUUUCGUCGAUUUGAGUGAACAGUGCGGGUACACUAUCGAGGCCCAAGUCCAACUUUUCCACUCUAUAAAGCCCCUCUUUGCGAACAAGAUCGUUUUUCUUGUGGUCAACAAAAUUGACGUCGUGAGGCCCGAAGACCUCGACCCCGCUAGACUGGAACUACUGGAGACAAUUACCAAGUCUGGGGAGGUAGAAAUGUUGAAAUUGAGUUGCCAUACGGAGGAGGGUGUUAUGGAUGUUAGGAAUCAGGCUUGCGAGAGGCUACUGGCGUUGAGGGUAGAACAAAAGCUUAAGAACGUCAUGAGCAGCGCUGUAGGAAAGGAGGUAACGGAUAUCCUCAACAGAAUUCAUGUUUCCAGACCAAUUGGGGAAUAUUUGCAGCCAUUUAUUCCUGAUGCCGCCCUUAACAGGAAGAGGUACAACAAAGGAGACCCUGAGAGGCGCAAGUUGGAGAGAGAUAUUGAAGCUGAAGAGGGGGGUGCUGGUGUCUACAACAUUAAUCUUAGGAAGAACUACUUGCUGGAAAACCCUGAUUGGAAAAUGGAUAAGAUUCCCGAGAUCUAUGAUGGCAAGAAUGUUUACGAUUUUAUUGAUCCUGAUAUCGAACAAAGGCUUGCAGAACUUGAGGCCGAGGAGGAGCAGCUUCAAGAGAGUGGAUUUUACGACGAGCCUGAGGAUAUUGAGGAUGAACAGGAGGCAGAGAUCCGCACUAAGGCUGACUAUAUUCGUGAGCAGCAAGCGCUGAUGCGUAACGCUGCUCGCUCUAAAAAGAGUACCAAGAACCGUGCCGUAAUUCCCAGGAGUGCUGGUCAGGGGAAGAAACUCAGCGACAUGGAGGCGCACCUUGACAAACUUGGUCUAGACUCUUCAAAUAUUGCUGCGAGAGCAAGAUCGAUAUCCAGGGGGAGAGCAGCAGCACGCGCUGCGAAAGAUGCAGAUGCUAUGGACCUUGAUGGGGGUUCCACCUCCAAGAAGAUGACACCCAUUGAGCGUGCGAAGAGUCGGGCAAGGAGCAUUAACAGGCGUGAAGAUGGUAUUGCCGACGAAUCUGGAAGAACCAAGGCUGAGAAACUUGCCAAGUUGCAGCAGAAGCGGAUGAACAGAAUGGCUAGGCAGGGAGAAAGUGACAGGCACGUUAGCGCUAGCUUGCCUAAACACCUGUUCUCGGGAAAGCGUAGCAUGGGCAAGACGCAAAGGCGUUAAACUCUGUUCUAUGGCGUGGUGGGGUAUUGGAAAUGGCUUGUUCAUAUAAAAUUUUGAAUUCCGUUUCCUUUUUUUCUUUGUUUAAAGGUUUUAUGAUGCGGUUUUCAUGUUGCAUGGGAUAAAUUCCGUCAAAAUUGUCAGGAUGGAAUGGUGUAAUAUAAUAGUAUCAAACCUAAGAGCGUAAUUCCGAUCUUGUCCACUA